GAGUUUCAAAAUAAAAUGGAUGAUUUGACGUUACUUGAUCUUCUGGAGUGUCCAGUGUGCUUUGAAAAGCUUGAUGUCACGGCCAAAGUCCUCCCUUGCCAGCACACCUUCUGCAAACCAUGUCUACAGAGGAUUUUCAAGGCCCACAAGGAACUGAGGUGCCCCGAAUGCAGAACCCUGGUGUUUUGCAGCAUCGAGGCGCUGCCAGCCAACCUGCUGCUGGUGCGUCUCCUGGAUGGCGUGCGCUCAGGCCGGAGCUCUGGCCGAGGGGGCUCCUUCCGCAGGCCCGGCACGCUGACUUUGCAGGACGGCAGGAAAAGCAGGACCAGUCCCAGAAGUCUGCAGGGCAGCCCUUUCAGGCUGGUGCCCAAUAUCAGAAUCCACAUGGAUGGGGUGCCUCGAGCAAAGGCCUUAUGCAACUACAGAGGGCAGAGUCCUGGCGACCUGAGGUUUAAUAAAGGAGACGUCAUCCUCCUCCGGAGACAGCUUGAUGAGAACUGGUACCAAGGGGAGAUCAAUGGAGUCAGUGGGGUCUUCCCAGCCAGCUCCGUGGAAGUCAUCAAGCAGCUGCCUCAGCCACCCCCCCUCUGCAGGGCCCUCUACAACUUUGACCUGCGAGACAAGGACAAGAGUGAGAACCAGGAUUGCCUGACCUUCCUUAAGGAUGACAUCAUCACUGUGCUCAGCCGAGUGGAUGAGAACUGGGCAGAAGGCAAGUUGGGAGAUAAAGUGGGCAUCUUCCCUAUCUUGUUUGUAGAGCCAAACCUCACUGCAAGACACCUCUUGGAGAAGAACAAAGGCCGGCAGUCAUCCCACUCAAAAAGCCUGUCCUUGGUGCCCUCACCCUCCAGAGGCAAAGCAACCAAUAUACCCACCCUCCGUAGGGGCCCAGGGUCCAGGAGGAAGGCGCCCGGGCAGUUCUCCAUCACAACGGCUCUGAACACUCUCAACCGGAUGGUCCAUUCUCCUUCAGGGCGCCAGAUGGUAGAAAUCAGCACCCCAGUGCUUAUCAGCUCCAGCAACCCCUCUGUGAUCACCCAGCACAUGGAGAAAGCAGACAUCCCUCCCAGUUCUGCAGGGCAGGUCAGCACAUACCACUCUGCACCUGCCUCCCCAGGACAUCCCAUGGCCAUGGUCAGUCUGCCCAGCUCACAGCAACACCUGUCAGCUAACAUGUUUGUAGCCCUGCACUCCUACUCAGCCCAUGGACCUGACGAGCUGGACCUACAGAAGGGAGAAGGCAUCAGGGUCCUGGGGAAGUACCAGGAUGGCUGGCUCAGGGGCGUCUCCUUGGUCACUGGGCGAGUCGGCAUCUUCCCAAACAACUAUGUCAUCCCCAUUUUCAGAAAGGCCUCUAGUUUUCCAGAUUCCCGGAACCCUGGUCUCUACACCACAUGGACGUUAUCCACCUCCUCUGUGUCCUCCCAAGGCAGUGUUUCAGAAGGUGAUCCCCGACAAAGCCGUCCCUUCAAAUCCGUCUUUGUGCCCACCGCUAUUGUCAACCCCGUGAGGAGCACACCCAGCCCAGCGACUUUAGGACAAGGGUCUCUUCGGAAAGGGCGGAGCAGCAUGAGAAAGAGUAAGUGGUGGCAGAGAGAUGGAUCCCUGCAGAGACCCGUCCAGUCAGGGAUCCCCACCCUUGUGGUGGGCUCCCUCAGACGCAGCCCCACCAUGGUCGUACGGCCUCAACAGUUCCAAAUUUGCCAGCCGCAGGGGAUCCUGUCCUCCCCCUUACCAGUGGUGGUGGAGAUGGGCCCCAAGCCUGCGCCCACGGGGGAGCCUGCCCUCACAUGCAUCAGCAAAGGCAGUGACACCAGGAUCCACUCAGCUGCCAGUUCCCUCAUCAUGGAAGGCAAGGAAAUGCCCAUCAAGAGUGAGCCUCUGCCCAAACCACCUGCAUCUGCUCCACCAUCAAUCCUGGUGAAACCAGAAAACUCAAGAAAUGGCAUCGAAAAGCAAGUCAAAACCGUGAGAUUCCAGAAUUACAGCCCUCCUCCCGCCAAACAUUACACUUCCCAUCCUGCCUCUGGAAAGCCUGAACAGCCAGUCAUUCCUAAGGGGUCCCAACCCGAAGCAGCCCCCUCGGGCCCAGAGAUGACCAUCCUAUUCGCCCACAGAAGCGGCUGCCACUCUGGUCAGCAGACAGACCUCCGGAGAAAGUCAGCUUUUGGCAAGGCCGCAACCCCAGUGUCUACUGCCUCAGCCACACAGACCGUGUUUCCCAGCAAAUGAAUCUACGGGUGGCUUUUCCUAGACCCCAAAGAGGUGAAUUGCAUUUAAAUACAGUCUGCCUCCACUAAGGGCAUCCUGCCAUUCUUUGAGGACUCAAGCAUGAGUCCUUGUUCGGCCCUUUCUAUAUCCAGGAAAAAAAGGGAGUGGGGGACAGGACUUCCUGUUUGGUGGGAAGACAGAUUGGGUGGCCUUCCAAACAUAUCGGUUUGAUGCAGCAAAGCCCACAACUCAGACCAAGGAGUAGGAGAUUGGUAUGCUCACUUUUGUUCCCCAGGAUGGAGUGUGGUGUCUUAUCCCCUGUGUUUUGUGUAGAAUUUCUAUGUUCUCCUAAAAGGGCCUUCAGGAGGGGUGUGACAAUGGUUGGAUUGCUGGCAUCACUUCUUCCACCUUAUCUCCAUCCUCUCAAAGCGCUAGAACAGCUUCUACCAUCUCUGGGGACCUGCACAGAUCUUUCUCCCUCUGUAGAGUCAUAAUCCUGGCUGUAAAUGGAGAAUUUCUGGGAGGGGUAUGAUAUGGAUACUUUGAAUAUUCCGAGAACCCGUUAAAAAUGAAGUGAGUCAGUUCCUGAGCUGGCACCAAACAGAAAAGAGAAAAGCUGACUACCAAAUAUCAAAAGAUUAUCCUCCUUUAAACUUCUGUCCUUUUGUCCCACUUAGAAUCCUACAGGAUAGAUAAGCAGGAAGCAUGUAGUUACAAACAAGGCCAUGUAUGGGUAUAACAGACAGAACCCUUGGUAGCUUGAUCUCCCCCAAGCAAACAUUACUUGCUUAAAAACAACCUUGUUACGGGCUUGCGUUUAGCAAUACCCUGUUUGCAUUGCAACCGUUUUUACUUUCCCUGGUUUCUUUCCACUUGGAGCAGAGUAGUUGUUUCAUCCAUAAGGCAUCGAUGUCGGUGAGAAUGUGCCCGUCCAAGGCUAGGCAAGAUACUUGCUAGAGGAAAAGUCUUAUGAAAGGGGCCGGGCAAAGAUAGAAGAGGAAAGGGAGGGAGGGGGAGAAAGAAUGAGGAUGAAGAGAGAAGGUGGGGAAUGAAAAUUAGUGAAAUAGAGAACUGAAAGUAUCAGGAAAGAAGAUAAAAGAAGGGUGGGAGUGGUCAAGCUUGCCACUACUGACAGGUGAGGAAGAAGGACAGAGUCUACAAGGAGAAAGGGUCAAAACUAGGUGACCCCAUUACAAUGAGAAUAAAGCGAGUAGGAACAGCCAGGAAGAAUCUUGUAAACGGAGGUGAGCAGGCAUCCCAGGGAGCCAAGGCAAUGCAGUAAGACAACUCAUUCAUUCUCAUUAAACUUAAUUGUUGUGAUUUAACAUUUAUUGCAAGCCCAUCAGUGUGGGCUCUUUAAUGCAUAAGUGUCAUUUGCUACUAAGGCUGAGUGCCAUUUAAAAAAAAAAAAAAAUGCAGGUCUAAUUAGACCUUCCCCCUAAACAGUUCUUGAAGGUCCUGGGAUUCAAAACAUGUGUCUUCUGUAUACCAACCCACACACUUGGCGAACGAUAUUGUGCAGACUUUUUCAGACCUUAAUAAAACAGAAGAAAGUCA
Molecule: messenger RNA, 3768 nt
Organism: Tupaia belangeri chinensis (Chinese tree shrew)
Lineage: Eukaryota; Metazoa; Chordata; Mammalia; Scandentia; Tupaiidae
Gene: SH3RF2
Product: SH3 domain containing ring finger 2
Exons: 9
Coding region: 16-2232 (738 amino acids)
Biological process (GO): protein ubiquitination; negative regulation of apoptotic process; positive regulation of proteasomal ubiquitin-dependent protein catabolic process
Cellular component (GO): nucleoplasm
Molecular function (GO): protein phosphatase 1 binding; ubiquitin protein ligase activity
Source: RefSeq, a predicted model, not a curated record